UGUAUAAUCAAAAUCCAGUCACGUUGUUUCUUCUCCACCGACUCUCUCCGCAGCCAUGGCAGACCUGCAAAAGUACAGAGGCAAGCGAAAGCUCUUCAUCCUAGCAGCAAUGGCGUUACUGCUCCUCGUCGCUGUAAUCUCCGUCGCCGCCAUUGUCAGAUCGCAGAAGAAAUCGAACGCGGUCGCCGGAGAACUAGUGGUGAGGUCUACCUGCGCAAAAACUUUGUAUCCUGACCUAUGCUUCUCCACCGUGAAGGCGGCGACGGCGGCGACGGCGACGGAGUUAGCAGAUUUGAAGAAUCCUAGAGAGGUGCUGCUCACCGCUUUGAAUUACACGAUUUAUACAGUUGAGAGAAAUUACUUCACCGUGAAGAAAAUCGCCGCCGGAAGAGACCUAACGAAGCGAGAGAAGGCGGCGCUCCGCGACUGCCUGGAGAUGAUCGACGACACGCUGGAGGAGCUCCGUGAGAGCGAAUCGGAGCUGAGGAAUUUCGGAUUCAAAAACUACACCAUCGCCGAUCAUAAGGAGAAUUUAAUGACUCUGCUCAGCGCGGCGCAGACGAAUCAGGGUUCGUGCAUCGACGGUUUCUCGCACGACGACGCAGAUCGGAAAGUUCGUAAAGCUCUAAUCGCCGGUCAGAACCACGUUUUCCGACUCGUAAGUAACAUUUUAGCUAUAAUUAAACAUUUGAAGGAUUCUGAACUGGUGAUUAUCUCCUCCGCCGCUGCGAAUUCGUCCGAUUCGCCGGGGAGGAGGCUCGGAGAGAACAGAUCUGACUGGCCUAAGUGGCUCUCCGCCGGAGAUAGGCGGUUACUUCAGUCGACGACGGUUACAGCUGACGUGACGGUGGCGGCGGACGGUAGCGGAAACUAUCGCACCGUUUCGGAGGCGGUUGCGGCGGCGCCGAGCGGAAGUUCCCGGCGGUAUGUGAUUAGGAUUAAGGCUGGAGUGUACAGAGAGAAUGUGGAGAUUCCGAGGUCGAAGACGAAUUUGAUGUUCGUCGGAGAUGGAAGGACGACGACAAUUAUCACCGCCAAUCGGAACGUCGUCGACGGCAGUACCACUUUCCGGUCGGCCACCGUCGCGGUGGUCGGCGGCGGGUUCCUGGCCCGCGACAUAACCUUCCAGAACGCCGCCGGGCCGUCGAAGCACCAGGCGGUGGCCCUCCGCGUGAACGCCGACCUCUGCGCCUUCUACCGCAUCGACGUCCUCGGCUACCAGGACUCCCUCUACGUCCACUCCCUCCGCCAGUUCUACUCCGGCAGCCUCAUCGCCGGGACCGUCGACUUCAUCUUCGGCAACGCCGAGGCCGUCCUUCAGGACUGCGACAUCCACGCCCGCCGCCCUAACUCCGGCCAGCGCAACAUGGUCACCGCCCAGGGCCGCAGCGACCCCAACGAGAACACCGGCAUCGUCAUCCACCGCUGCCGCAUCGGCGCCACCUCCGACCUCCGGUCCGCCGCCGCCGGAUCGGUCGAGACCUACCUCGGCCGGCCGUGGAAGGAGUAUUCGAGGACGGUGGUGAUGAGGUCGGAGAUUAGCAACGUGAUACAUCCGGCGGGGUGGUAUGAGUGGAGCGGGGAUUUUGCGAAGGAGACUUUGUACUAUGCGGAGUAUCAGAAUACCGGCGCCGGCGCCGCCACCGGGGGGAGGGUGAAUUGGCCGGGGGUUAGGCGGCAGAUUUCGGCGGCAGAGGCGCAGCAGUUUACGGCGGGGAGGUUUAUCGGCGGCGGGAAUUGGCUGCCGGCCACCGGAUUCCCGCACACGCUUGGGCUUUGAUUUGAUUUGAUUGGUGAGUGGGGUUUUGGUUUGUUUACACGUGGGAAGUAAAUUGUAUUAUUAUUAUUAUUAUUAUUAUUAAUGUUUUUAUUAUUAUUUGAAAUAUAAAAAUAAAUUAUUGUUGUUUUUGUUCUGUUGAGUAAUUUGCUUUUCAAGUUUGUGUUUAUUGGAAUUUGUGUUUGGAAGGAUGUCGAAUUUUUGGCA
Messenger RNA from Andrographis paniculata, 1984 nucleotides. RefSeq names its product pectinesterase-like. The transcript is spliced from 2 exons. Bases 56 to 1780 code for a protein of 574 amino acids. Gene Ontology annotation, biological process: cell wall modification. Gene Ontology annotation, molecular function: pectinesterase inhibitor activity; pectinesterase activity. The record is from RefSeq and is a predicted model, not a curated record. Lineage: Eukaryota; Viridiplantae; Streptophyta; Magnoliopsida; Lamiales; Acanthaceae.